Symbiodinium natans is the source of this 438-nucleotide messenger RNA. NCBI's taxonomy places the organism in Eukaryota, Dinophyceae, Suessiales, Symbiodiniaceae. The record is from the annotation of a GenBank genome assembly.
AUGACGGACCGCUUCUACCCGGUUGGCCUCGAGGCCGAAGCUGACAACUGGAAGACGACCUAUGAGGUGAUGAACGAGAUGCGGUCGUUUGCUCGCAGCCCCUACCCACCAGGCACAGCCAUCCACCAGCCUGGAGCUCGGGACCAUUUCGGCUAUAGCGCGCCGGGCCCGAUCGCGAGCAGGCUGACGAACUCCGAGCUGGCCCUCACGGAAGACACAGACAUCCCCAACCCGCGCGAGCACAUGGCCAUCACGCGCAUCCAGGAGCCGGAUGACCGUAGAGUCUUCGAGAAGCAUGAUGUGGACGAGAUGUUGAGGACCUACAACUCGCCAGUGGCCAAAGCCACCCUGUCGCCGAGCAAGCCGCAGUCGCUGGCAAAGACCUUCUCGCUGCCCACCAUCUCUCGGCGGAGCGAAGCGCCGCCAAAGCUCUCCGAG